AUGGGACACGGUACUGUACACGUGUGUCCCAAUUGUUUAAAAACGUACUCUCACAAACGUAGUUUGGAUAGACACACGAAAUACGAGUGCAGUUGUAAGAGACAGUUCCAAUGUCCUCAGUGCAAUAAAAGUUUUUCACAGAGAGGAACUCUGUUCAAACAUCAGGUUUCUAUUCACAAGACGUCUCCGAGCGGACAAAAGAAAAAGUACUCGUCAAAUGGAGCGAGUCACAUAGAAAAUUGGCACGAAAUUGUAAAAGUUGGAGGUAUGUACUCAUGCAAACGUUGCUCAAAAACGUAUUCCUAUGUGGGCAAUUUGCGCAGACACCUCAAGCACGAAUGCCGCUACUUGAAAGAGUUUAGGUGUCUGGAAUGUGGUGAAAUUUUCACCACUAUAAGUUCUUUGAAGGACCAUCGAGUCAACGUUCACCUCACACAACUUGAACUGGAUGAACAAUCAAAUAGGAACAUAAAGGAAAUGUAUGAAGAUUAUUAUUAUGAUCCAUAAGUAAUAGGUCAUAGCAAAUAAACUUUUAGUCACGUGACUAAGCUUGACCAGUGUUGCACAGUGUUGCCCACUUUUACAUAUUUUCUUUUAAUCAAAAUAUUUUAGUAAACAAAAAUAUAUUAAUUAUAAAUCUACAAACAGUUGUGAUUUACAUCAUCAAAAUGCAACUAAAAAUUUAAUUGAUAUCGCUUACACAGGGCCGCUAUUAUACAGGGUCGCUAUAGUAUGGAAACGGUCGAUUAUUAGCAAAAUUACAGUAUCAGCAAAAAAUAAUCAAACAACGAAUACAUACCAUAUAUUUUUCUUUUAUAGGUGCGUAUUCAUUGUCCG
Molecule: messenger RNA, 837 nt
Organism: Sitophilus oryzae (rice weevil)
Lineage: Eukaryota; Metazoa; Arthropoda; Insecta; Coleoptera; Curculionidae
Product: zinc finger protein 814-like
Exons: 3
Coding region: 1-507 (168 amino acids)
Biological process (GO): regulation of transcription by RNA polymerase II
Cellular component (GO): nucleus
Molecular function (GO): RNA polymerase II transcription regulatory region sequence-specific DNA binding; DNA-binding transcription factor activity, RNA polymerase II-specific
Source: RefSeq, a predicted model, not a curated record